Ictalurus punctatus (channel catfish) is the source of this 6979-nucleotide messenger RNA. RefSeq names its product poly [ADP-ribose] polymerase tankyrase-2. The coding region runs from base 332 to 3790 and encodes 1152 amino acids. The record is from RefSeq and is a predicted model, not a curated record. Gene Ontology annotation, molecular function: NAD+ poly-ADP-ribosyltransferase activity; protein binding. Gene Ontology annotation, cellular component: cytoplasm; nucleus. Lineage: Eukaryota; Metazoa; Chordata; Actinopteri; Siluriformes; Ictaluridae. The transcript is spliced from 27 exons.
GUAGGUGGCAGCAGCAGCAGCUCAUGCCAGGCGUGUUUAGUGUGUGGGUGUGUGGGUGGAAGAGCAGGAAAGGUGGAUGAGAGGGACAGCAGAGCGAUUCGGUUUGAAAUCUCUUCGGUCAGUCAUGCACUGAAUUGUUAUUCGGUGUUUGUGUAGCAGGAGUAGCGCCUCGCCACCGUGUCUCAGCGUUAUACUGGAGUGUGAGAGUGCAGCAGUGUAUAUUGCAUAACGACGAAUGGACGCUAGCUGUAGCAUUUAGCUGAGUAAUGAGCGAGCUGAAAGCGGAGGACAAGGCGUAAGGCUGUACUCGGGCUCUGUGGUUGCCGUGCGGAUGUCGCUGCGGCGCUGCUCGGCUCGGUCCGGCUCUCCGGCGGUGCUGGAGCCGGCAGCGGGCAGGGAGCUGUUCGAGGCCUGCCGAAGCGGAGAGCUGGAGCGGGUCAAGAAACUGCUCACUGCCGAGAAUGUGAACAGCAGAGACACCGCGGGCCGCAAGUCCACCCCGCUGCACUUCGCCGCCGGAUUUGGCCGUAGAGAUGUAGUGAGCUACCUGCUGCAACAUGGAGCUAACGUUUAUGCACGGGAUGAUGGUGGCCUCAUCUCGCUCCACAACGCCUGCUCGUUUGGCCAUGCUGAGGUAGUCAACCUGCUGCUACAGCACGGAGCAGACCCUAACUCCAGAGACAACUGGAACUACACUCCUCUCCAUGAGGCAGCUAUCAAGGGCAAGAUCGACGUCUGCAUCGUUCUGCUGCAGCAUGGAGCUGAACCGAGCAUCAGAAACACAGACGGGAGGACGGCCCUGGACCUAGCCGAGGCCUCCACUAAGGCAGUCCUGACCGGGGAGUACAGAAAAGACGAACUUCUCGAGAGUGCAAGGAGUGGAAACGAGGAGAAGCUGAUGAGCCUGCUCACUCCUUUGAACGUGAACUGUCACGCCAGUGAUGGACGAAAGUCAACCCCCCUGCAUCUGGCCGCAGGCUACAAUCGGGUGAAGACAGUGCAGUUGUUGUUGCAGCAUGGCGCUGACGUCCACGCUAAAGACAAAGGUGAUCUGGUGCCUCUCCAUAACGCCUGCUCAUACGGCCAUUACGAGGUCACUGAACUACUCAUAAAGCAUGGUGCGUGCGUUAACGCAACGGAUCUGUGGCAGUUCACGCCGCUGCACGAGGCGGCUUCCAAGAACCGCGUGGAGGUGUGUUCGCUCCUGCUGAGCCACGGAGCCGACCCCACCUUCCUGAACUGCCACAACAAGAGCGCCAUCGACCUGGCGCCUACUGCGCUCCUCAAAGAUCGCUUGGCCUAUGAAUUCAGAGGUUACGCACUACUUCAGGCAGCACGUGAGGCCGAUCUCUUCCGCCUUAAAAAACACCUCUCGCUGGAGACCAUCAACUUCAAACAUCCCCAAACUCAUGAGACAGCUCUGCACUGCGCGUCCGUGUCACCUUAUCCUAAGAGGAAGCAAGUGUGCGAGAUUCUGCUGAGGAAGGGCGCCAAUAUAAACGACAAGACAAAAGACCUCCUGACGCCGCUGCAUCUCGCUGCUGAGAAGUCACACAAUGACAUCAUUGAACUGUUAGUGAAGCAUGAAGCCAAGGUCAAUGUGGUGGACAAUCAGGGGCAGACGCCGCUGCACAGGGCCGCUCAGUGCGGACAUCUGCAGAGCUGCAGGCUGCUAAUGAGCGCUGGCUCGGACCCGCUCAUCACCUCACUGCAGGGCUUCACACCCUCCCAGCUCUCCAACGACUCUAUCCAGGACAUAUUGCAGGAAGGAGUGCUGGCAGGGAAUUUGGACACAGACAGGCAGCUCCUGGAGGCCUCCAAGUCAGGAGACCUGGAGACUGUGAAGAAGAUGUGCACGCUACAGAACGUGAACUGCAGGGACGCAGAGGGACGUCAGUCCACACCGCUGCACUUUGCAGCUGGAUACAACCGCGUGGCAGUGGUGGAGUACCUGCUGCAGCACGGUGCUGACGUACACGCUAAAGACAAAGGAGGCCUGGUUCCGUUACAUAACGCGUGCUCAUACGGACACUACGAGGUGGCAGAGCUGCUGGUGAUACACGGUGCUGUGAUUAACGUGGCCGACCUGUGGAAGUUUACGCCGUUGCACGAGGCUGCUGCAAAGGGCAAGUACGAAAUCUGCAAACUACUGCUUCAGCAUGGCGCAGAUCCCACCAAGAAGAAUCGUGAUGGGAACACACCUCUGGACCUGGUGAAGGAGGGGGACACAGACAUCCAAGAUCUGUUGAGGGGAGACACGGCACUGCUGGAUGCUGCCAAGAAAGGCUGUCUGAGCCGGGUGAAAAAGCUUUGUAGCCCAGGGAAUGUCAACUGCAGGGACACACAUGGACGCCACUCCACACCGCUCCAUCUGGCAGCUGGUUAUAAUAACCUGGAGGUGGCGGAGUAUUUGCUGCAGCAUGGCGCAGAGGUGAACUCGCAGGACAAAGGAGGUCUUAUUCCUUUACAUAAUGCUGCUUCCUAUGGGCACGUGGACGUGGCCGCAUUGCUCAUCAAGUACAACGCAUGCGUCAAUGCCACUGAUAAGUGGGCAUUCACGCCGCUGCAUGAGGCUGCUCAGAAAGGGAGGACACAGCUGUGUGCUCUGCUGCUUGCACACGGUGCCGAUCCUACGCUACGCAACCAGGAAGGCCAGUCGCCGCUGGACCUUGUGACGGCCGAUGAUGUCCGUGCCUUGCUGACCGCAGCCAUGCCUCCGUCUGCAUUGCCAGCCUGUUACAAGCCGCAGGUCAUCAGCGUGUCAGCCUCUGACCUCUCCUCUGGUUCUGGCUCCGCCCCCCAGCUCCCCGCCUCUGGCCUGGAGUCACAGGAUGGCCACUUGCCAGAGCUGCCGGGGCCGUCAGGAGCCGAGGGAGCUGUGGGAGUGGAAAAAACCGAGGAGGGUGCAGCCUUGGAAUUGAGUAUCAACCAGUUUCUUCAUAAACUUGGAUUGGAACAUCUUCUGGAGAUCUUUGACCAGGAACAGAUAACUCUGGACGUGCUUGUGGAAAUGGGGCACAAAGAGCUGAAGGAGAUCGGCAUCAACGCUUACGGCCACAGACACAAGAUCAUCAAAGGAGUGGACAGGUUCAUUACCGGACCUCAGAGUUCGAAUCCCUAUUUAACUCUGAACACGGCCAACAGUGGAACUAUACUGAUCGACUUGGCCUCGGAUGACAAGGAGUUUCAGUCGGUUGAAGAGGAGAUGCAGAGCACAAUCAGAGAGCACAGAGACGGCGGUCACGCCGGUGGAGUUUUCAACAGAUACAACAUUGUAAAGAUCCAGAAGGUGUGUAAUAAGAAGCUGUGGGAGAGAUACACACAUCGCAGGAAGGAGGUGUCCGAGGAGAACCACAAUCACUCCAACGAGCGCAUGCUGUUCCACGGUUCUCCUUUUGUAAACGCCAUCAUCCACAAAGGCUUCGACGAGAGACACGCCUACAUCGGAGGCAUGUUCGGGGCCGGGAUCUACUUUGCCGAGAACUCCUCCAAGAGUAACCAGUAUGUGUAUGGUAUUGGAGGAGGCACUGGGUGUCCUCUUCACAAGGACAGGUCAUGCUACACGUGUCAGAGGCAGCUGCUGUUCUGUCGUGUAACUCUUGGGAAAUCCUUCCUUCAGUUCAGUGCCAUGAAGAUGGCCCACUCUCCACCAGGCCACCACUCGGUGUCAGGCAGGCCCAGCGUCAACGGCCUUGCCCUCGCCGAGUACGUCAUCUACAGAGGAGAGCAGGCUUAUCCUGAAUAUUUGAUCACCUAUCAGAUCAUCAAACCGGAUGGGACUAUGGAUUAAGACGAUGCCUCUUCAGAAAGGACUGUUAUACACACUGCAUGCACAUUGUCAUAAUCUCAUAAUUAAUACACUGUAUAGAACACUGUAUGUUUUGUUCCAUCUUUUCUACUUUCCUUCCUUCGCACUUGAUAUUUAUCAUGUUACACAGUUAACCGUCUACUCAACGUGUGCACUGAUAACUGUCCUUUCCGCAGCAAAAGACCUUAUAGAGUCAGUCGCCAACACUGUAAAUCAAGUUUUCAAGAAGCCUAAUGCAUCACAAACGUGGCUUAUUUAUUUUACACAACUGUAAGACAACUGUAUAUAUUUUGUUUUGUACCAGCAUGUUGAUAUAUUGAUAUUUGUAUUAUAAAGAUUCUAUGCUUGGACGAUGUGUUGUAUAAAAUGUAUGCCAAUUUCAGAGGUACUUUUUGUUUGGAGGUAAUCCAGUUAAAGCUACAGGAUGUAAGAUUUUGGAAUUCCACACUCUCCGGAGGGGGAAAAAAAGCCCCACUGCGGGCUACAUGUGGAAGAACAUUUUGUAAUGUGGGUCGGAUUAAUCUCGUGGCUGCGAGUGCCAGUUUAUACGCAUUCAGAUGAGUUGUACAACUAAAUAACAACGACACCGUUGAGGCUCGAGUACAGUGUUGUGAAAAAGUAUCCUGAUUUCUUCUGUUUUUGUGUAUAUCUCAUACUAAAUCAUUUUAGAUCUUCAAACAAAAACACACAAUACAGUUUUUAUUUAUUUAUUUGUUUGUUUAUUUUUUUAUACCUAUCACCAAUAUGAAAAACAAAUUGCCCCCUUAUACUCAAAAUCUGGUUAUGCCACCUUUAGCAGCAAUAACUACAACCAAAUGCUUCUGAUAACUGGAGAUCAGACUUUCACUUAUUUCUAGGACUAGGAUUUACUCCUACACUUUGGAUCAUUGUCUUGCUGCAUAAUCCAGUUGCGCUUGAGUUUCAACUUACAGACUGAAGGACGGACAUUCUCCUUUAGGAUUUUCUGGUUGAGAGCAGAAUUCAUGUUUCCCUCAAUUAAUGCAGGUUGUCCAGGCCCUGAAGCAGCAAAGCAUCCCCACACCAUCACACUGCCACCACCAUGCUUGACUGUAGGUAUGAUGUUCUUUCUGUGGAAUUCUGUGUUUGGUUUAUGCCAGAUGUUAUGGGACUCCUGUCUUCCAAACAGUUACACAUUAAACUCAUCAGUCCAUAGAACAUUCUCCCAAAAGGUUUGAGGAUCAUCAAGGUGUGUUUUGACAAAAUUCAGAUGAGCCUUAAUGUUCUUCUGGGUUAGCAGUGAUUUUCACCUCGCCACUCUUCCAUGGAUGCCAUUUUUGCUCAGUGUCUUUCUGAUAGUGGAGUCAUGAACAGUGGCCUUUAUUGAUGCAGGAGAGGCCUGUAGGUCCUUUGAAGUUGUCCUUGGGUCUUUUGUGACUUGCUGGAUGAGUCGUUACUGUGCUCUUGGAGGAAUUUUGGAAGGUUCACUAGUACAUUGAGUUUUUCACUGUGGUCACUGUGGUUCUUUUGGAGUCCCAGAGCCUUUGAAAUAUCUUUGUAACCCUUCCCAGACUGAUGUAUCACCUUCCUCCUCAUCAUUUCUGGAAUUUCUUUCAAUUUUGGCAUAAUGUGUUACUGGGUAAGACCUUUUAACCAACUUCAUGCUGUUGAAAACGUUCGAUUUAAUUGAUUGAACUUGAUUGAUGUGAUUGAACAGGGUUUGCAGUAAUCAGGCCUGGUUGUGUCUAGUCCAGCUGAACACCAUUAUGAAUGCAGUUUCAUAGAUUUGGGGAAUUAGUAACUACAGGGGCAAAUACAUUUUCAUACAAGCUCAGUUGGUAUUGGAUAACUUUUUUGCUUCAAUAAACAACAGUUUAAAAACUGUAUUUUUGUGUUUACUCGAGUUGCCUUUGUUUUAUCUUAGAUUUUGUUUUAAUUUCUGAAACAAUUUAGUAUGAAAUAUACACAAAAACUGAAGAAAUCAGAAUGGGGCAAAUACUUUUUCACAGCACUGUAUUUGUGACUCUGAGGAUAUCGUUAUCUACUGUUACCCGUGUCCACUGAAGUUUACAGAAGUGCAUGGCCACAGGGUAAAUGUAGGGUGAUGAAAAUCUAGCUAGCUAGCUAAAAUAUAGCGCAGAGAACAAACAUAUAACAAGUGGCCAAUUAUUUAUCAUUUUGUUCUCCAGCCUGACAAAAUGUUUAGCACAAACCAGAUAGUGUAAGCAGGCUAGAUUUAUCCAAAACCAGAUGGUGAACAGAGCACUCACAUCACUCUCGCCUGAUAACCAGGUUUGAAAUACAAAAAUACAGAGAAACACAGAAACGCCUUCUGUAGGUCUAUAGUAGAGUAACUAGCUUUACAAUUGGCUAAUGAUACAAACUACGCAACAAGGAUAAACAAGCUUCCUCUCUCUCUCUCUCUCUCUCUCUCUCUCGCUCUCUCUCUCUCUCUCCCUCCCUCCCUCUCCCUCCUGUGAUUAUCUGUGACCAUGUAGCUAGACUUCUUUUGUGCCUAAAGUUGGGCAUGAUGACCUUUUAUGUACAGUAUUUUAGCUGGUAUAAGAUGUAUGAGUACAAAUUUCCAGUCGAUUCCAAUCCGACAUGCGAUUACAGGAUUAUCAGGGUGACUCACAGCUCAGGAACAUCGUAUUCUACAGAAUUUUAUUGUCCCCUUAGCCCCUUAGAUUUUUUUUUUAUCCAAAAAUCCUACACGAUGUAGCUUUAAAUGCCAUGGCUAAAUCAAGAAACGUCACAAAAUAUUGUUACACAUUUAUGGCAUUAAGUCAAACGUUCUUGGUGUCGGUUUCAUUCCAUUUCAGUGGUGCUGUUCUCUGUUAGAUGUCCUACACAUAGACCGGAUGCAUAUUUGUCAAGGACAAUCUCAAUAUUAUUAAGAUAACAAAGUUUAAACUCAUGUACUUAGUGAUGGAGGAAAUGGAACAUAUUAUGCAGUUCAGUAUUGCACCUGCAACAUUUCCUCUUGGUUGCUUCAACAUUGACAUUGGCCCUUGUUUUAUAUAUAUACAUAUGAACAAAUCUACAUCUGAUUCAUGAAACUGUUGUAUGUGUGGUUAUUAAAGUGCAUAUUAUGAAUCAGCUUCAGCAGCAUGGGCUCUAACUUCCAUCCACUGGGUUCUUAUUUACGUGUCAUUUGAACAACAGUGUAAUCUGCUAUACAUCUAAUUGCAUUAAACACACUUACAUACUUAA